Molecule: messenger RNA, 855 nt
Organism: Sycon ciliatum
Lineage: Eukaryota; Metazoa; Porifera; Calcarea; Leucosolenida; Sycettidae
Exons: 1
Coding region: 1-855 (284 amino acids)
Source: RefSeq, a predicted model, not a curated record
AUGAGGGUCAGAACCGGGUUCAACAAUCAACACCCAUAUGGUUCAAAUGGUCGAAACGCCCUCGACGAGCUCCAAGCUUGGGGAUCGAGAUGGAAGGUCCAGUUUGAGCUGACAAAGCGCCAGGGAAUGUCGAUGAGCAGACGAUCAACACCCCUCCCACCCUCUUCUCUCAGCUUCGAUGGUACCGUGAUCAGAGAGGAAACCGAUGUUAAGCUUCUCGGUGUGACCUUCGACCGCAAACUUCUGUUCCGCAGCCAUCUCCACCAGGUUGCAGUCAGAGCCAGCCAGCGCCUUGGCUUCUUCAGGAAGGUGUGCCCAGUACUCGACCGCAACGGCCGCCUCAGCGUAUACAAAGGCUUCAUCCGCCCAACCAUGGAAUAUGCUCCUCUAGUCUGGCAAGGCGCAGCCCGGUCCAACCUCGCGAAGCUUGACCGCAUCCAGCAACGGUGCAUGCGCAGUAUUGGCGCUGUGACCAUGCUCCCAAGCUUAUCAGUGCGUUGGCAAGUCUCGGGACUGUGCUACGUGAUCAAGCUGCACUACAUUUCCGGUCCAGCCCAGCUGACGGACAUGCUGCCACCUGCUGCCCCUGAGCCCGCCCGCCCCCGAACCCACCACCAACAUCAUGUGAAACACUCCCAUGCCUUCCAGUUGUCAAACCCCCUCCCAGCAACAAGUCCUGACAUCCUACACCGAUCCUUCCCGUUCAGCCUACUAACAACAUGGAAUGCUCUACCCUCUGCCAUCCUGAACGCUUCCCCAUCCAAGGCAGCGCUGCAACGCUUCAAAGUAGCAGUGUACAAGUACCUGCUCGAGCAAUCUUGUGGGACUGCUGUCGACGUGUACACCACAGACUAG